This is a messenger RNA of Eimeria necatrix, 3774 nucleotides long. Its product is annotated as glycosylphosphatidylinositol anchor attachment 1 protein, putative. The record is from RefSeq and is a predicted model, not a curated record. The transcript has 12 exons. Lineage: Eukaryota; Apicomplexa; Conoidasida; Eucoccidiorida; Eimeriidae. Bases 1 to 3774 code for a protein of 1257 amino acids.
AUGAGUCGCUUUUCUCUUGAGGCCUGGCGCCGCUUUGGCCCCAAAAACCUCAUCAGGCGCCUUCGCCUCAAAAUCCGCAGCAGCAGCAGCAGCAGCAGCAGCAGCAGCAUCAGAAGCUUAAGCAGGGAGGAAAAGCUGCAGUAUCUGCUGCGCAGCCCGUUGCUGUUUAUAGGCGGCCUCUUUUACCUGUUUUGUCUGCCCUCAUGGCCGCACUCCACAGAAGUUGAAGAGCAUGCAUUUGCUGCUGGGCAGCAUGCAGCAGCAAUCCGGAAGCCUGCGACUCCUUUUGCUGCUGCUGUUCUUUCGCUGGCCUCAUUUGUCUACCUCAGACUCGAGGCAGCAGCAGCAGCAGCAGCAGCUGUUCCUGCUGCUGCAGCAGCAAGUCAUGCUGCUGCUGCACCCUCGCCCUGCUUCUCUGGCCCCCUCAAGCCAUCUCGCUAUCCCUUCAUCUUUUUGCCAGAAAGCAGCUUACGCCCAAGGAUGCAGCAGCAGCAGCAGCAGCAGCAGCAGCUGCAGCAGCAGCAAUGCACAGAGCAGCAGGCGCCUGCUGCUCUGCGUGAGCUGCAUGCGCUGUUUGCUGCUCUGCAGCUUGAGUCUUCCUUGCAGCCAUUUUACCUGGUGGAGUCUUCAGAUGCUGCAGCAGCAGCAGGAGGCACUGCAGCAGCAGCAGCAGCAGCAGCAGGAGCAGCAGCAGCUCCGCCAGCUGCUGCCACGCUGCACUUCAACUUUGUUGCAGUUGCCCGAAGCAGCAGAGGGGAUGGACAGGAAGCAAUUUUGUUUCCCUUUCUGUAUGACUUCAAUGACCCGAUUGCCGAGCCUGCUGCAGCAGCAGCAGCAGCAGCAACAGCAACAACGGAAGCAAGUGCAGCUGCACCCAGGGCGGGCGCAGCAGCAGCAGCAGCAUUUGCUGCUGUGGUGCAGCACCUGCUGAAAGCAGCAAACAUAAACGGCGCAGCAGAAGCCUCCGCCCCAGCAGCAGCACUCAGCAGGUUUGCUGCUGCUGACUGGCUGCUGCUGCUGCAGCAGCUGCCGCCACUAGACGGGCUUAUGCAAGGAAUGAAGCAAGAAGGCGUGCGGGUGUCUGCUCGAGUUGCUGCUGCUGCUGCUGCUGCACUUACUGUGCAGCUGCAGCAGCACUCUCCGUGGCUAGCCAAGGACGUCAUCAUUGUUGUUGCAGAUAGGCAGCUGCCUUAUGCUGCAGGCCUGCGUGCUUUUGCUGAGUACUACUUCAGGGGGGCCUCUGGGGGCCUUCGGCAGCCACCAGGGGGGGGCCCCUGGGGGCCCCCAGUUCCUGUGCAUGUGGGUACUGUGCUGGAGCUGAGCAGCUACGUCCCUGUAGACGCUGCGCUUCCUGCUGCUGCUGCUGCAGCAGCAGCAGCAGAAGCAGCAGCGGCGUUUCAAAGGGAAACAGAUAGGAUCGAGGCAGACACAGAUGAAGCAGCAGCAGCAGCGGCAGCAGCUGCUGCUAAUGCUGCCUCGCUCUCAGCAGGCGCCCGCUGGACGGACCCGCAUGUGCUUCCGCGCAAGCUGACGCUGCAGCAGCUGGCGCCGCUGCAGCUGUUGCUGCAGCAGCAGCAGGAGCAACAGGGGCAGCAGCAGCAGCAGCAGCAGCACCAUAUUCGCGGCGACUUAGUGCUGCCCGACUUCGGCUCUUUAAGCUUUGUCCAUGUUGACUUCGAAGGUGCCGACGGGCAGGUAGCGAACGAAGACAUAGCAAAUGUUUUGAUAAUGGAGGCUCGCAGCGAAGCCGUUCCCAUGACUCUGCGCAGCUUUUGGGAACAGGUUUGGCGGCCUGCGAUUGGCGCGGGAGCCCACACUUCUGUGGAGCCCCUUUUGCGGGAAGGCAUAAACGCUGCAGCAGCAGUUGUGCACCCGAGUUUGCCUGGCGGCUCUUCUUCGUUUUCUUGGGCUGCGCUGCUCGCGAUGAUGGAGCGCAUGGCUCACUCCUGCAGCAAUGUUGAAUCUUCUUUGUUUCGCUCAUUUGCAAGUUACUUUUUCAUCAGCAGAAAUACUCAUGUCUCAGGGGGCACUUUCAUUUUCAUCACGCCUCUUCUAGUCCUCUCUCUAGCCCUCCCACUGCUGGCUUCUCGCGUGGUUUCCGAUUUCCGCAUCUUCGCCAUCGGCAUAUUGAGUGUUGCUGCAGCAGUUGCUGCUGCACUUCCUGACAAGUUUGGUCUCUUCUUAUUCGGCAAAUCUGCUGCCCCUCUCUGCACCCAGUGGGACCCGCGUGACCUCGUAGCUUACGCACAGAAAGCCGCCAUUUGGCUGUACCUUGCAGUCCCUGCGUACGUACUGCUGCUGGUGCUGCUGGUCUACUUUGCCCGCCGCAUUCGGCGCAUGCAGCUCCAAGCGGGAGAGCACGAGUCGCAGCAAAGCGACCCUGGCGCUCUCUUUGUCGCGCCCAGUACACCUGAACGAAUCAAAGCAGCAACAUAUGCAGAAAUAUUCGACAAGGCAGCAAAUAAAGCAGCAGCAGCAGGAGUCCCACGAGGCGCAGCUGCCGAUGCCGCAGCAGGAGCAGCAGCAGCAGGAGUCCCACGAGGCGCAGCUGCAGAUGCCGCAGCAGGAGCAGCAGCAGACUCAGCAGCAGCAGACGCGGCGUCAAGCGCUGCAGCAGUACGCUCGAGUCCGGAAGCAGCGGAUGCUGACGGUGCUGCAGUUCAGCUGAGCCCGCAGCAGCAAGCCCAGCAGCAGAAAGAGCAGCAGCAGCAGGAGGAGCUGCAGCAGCAAAUCCAGAUGGAAGCAGCAAACGUGAUUCUUGACAAUUGGCUGCCACCUUCUGUUCCUCCGCCGGUUUGGAUUUGCUUGCGCGCCUGCUGCAGGUUUUAUCUGGUGGUCAUCAUGUUAACGCUACUUCCGUGCAAUGUGUCCCUGUCUUGGCUGCUGGGAGUGCUGCUGCUGCCGCCGCUGCAGCUGCUGCAGCCCAUUUUGGCCGGCUCCGCCAGCAAGUGUCAGCAGCAGCGGCAGCAGCAGCAGCAGCAGCAGCAGCAGGAAAAAACAAAGUCUAAGGCAGAUGCCAAGGAGAUUGAGAUGGACGACGUCCACAAGAUAAGAGGCGAUGCUGCUAAUAUGCUGGAGCAGCAGCAGAAGCAGCAAAAGCGAAUUCGCCGGUGGCUGCUGCUUAGAAAGGCAGCACUGCUGCUUUCCGUGCUGCUGCUUGUCUUGCUGUUCACAGACUUCACGCUGCUGUCGGUAAGCUUUCCUGCCGCGGGUGCUGCUGCUGCUGCUGCUGCCGCUGUUACCGUUGCUGCUGCUGCUGCUGCUGCUGCUGCAGGGGGAAGUUGCUUGAUUGCAUGCGUUUGUGAGCAGCCAGUGCGGCAACGUCUGUUUGAAGUUGCAACAGAUUACGCUAUGGAAGGUGCUGCUGCUCUCAGCAACAGCAAGUUCCCGUCCCCGGAACUGCUGCUGCAGUGGCUUGGGUCGGGGGUGCUGCAGCAGCAGCAGCUGCAGCAGCACCACAUGCCUUUCAAUGCCGAAGCUUCUGCUGCUGCUGGUGAUGCCUUUGCACCCGCACUUGUUGGCUCUGCUGCAGUUCCUGCAGCUUGGAGCGACUGGCAGCAGCAGCAGCAGCAGCAGCACCGGGAGCAGCUGCAGCUGUUGAAGCUGCCUCUCGCGUGGCAGCUGCUGCCCAAGCACCCCAACAGCUUGCUGCUGCUGCUGUACGGCUUAGGGCGCGAUGCUGUGUGCAUCGGCAGCAGCACUUUUGCAUUAUUUGUUUUUGGUUUGCUGCCACUUUGUUUUUUCUUUACUGUGCUUCUGUUUCUGCCUUCGUGA